This is a messenger RNA of Bactrocera dorsalis (oriental fruit fly), 749 nucleotides long. RefSeq names its product 60S acidic ribosomal protein P2 (gene RpLP2). The transcript is spliced from 3 exons. Gene Ontology annotation, biological process: cytoplasmic translational elongation. Bases 161 to 502 code for a protein of 113 amino acids. Gene Ontology annotation, cellular component: cytosolic large ribosomal subunit; ribosome. NCBI's taxonomy places the organism in Eukaryota, Metazoa, Arthropoda, Insecta, Diptera, Tephritidae. Gene Ontology annotation, molecular function: structural constituent of ribosome. The record is from RefSeq and is a predicted model, not a curated record.
UGUGUAGUAAUAGCGCAAGUUACUGUGCAGUGGCGAAGAGGCGGAAGUAUCCUCUAAAUGUCAACUAGCUGACAGAGUUCUUUUCGUUCUAAAGUUUUUAAACGAAAGUUGUAUUUUCUUGUGCUGUACACGUUUCGUGUCGAAAAAAAGGACUUAAAAAAUGCGUUACGUGGCUGCAUACUUGUUGGCUGUUCUUGGCGGUUCCGAAAACCCCAAAAAUGCCGAUAUCGAGAAGAUCCUCAGCUCGGUCGGUAUUGAAGUUGACUCCGAACGCCUCACCAAGGUCGUCAAGGAAUUAAACGGCAAGUCCGUUGAAGAAUUGAUUGCCCAGGGUCGCGAGAAACUCUCGUCCAUGCCUGCUGGUGGUGCCGCUGCUGCUGCAGCUGCUCCAGCUGGUGGUGCUGCUGAUGCUGGUGGCGACAAGAAGGAAGCCAAGAAAGAGGAGAAGAAGGAAGAAUCUGAGUCCGAGGACGACGAUAUGGGCUUCGGUCUCUUCGAAUAAGCUAUUCAUUUUUAACGGGGUCCACUGGCAAUCGCUAGUACAACAAAAAAACGUGCAAAAACUUCAGGGUUACUGCUCAAGCUUCGGUCAACAACGUCAGCAUGGGAGGGUUUAAAAUGAAUGUAGAUUUCCUUGCAGAAAGUACAAUUGUGUUUUUUGUAAGGAUAAUUACAAACUGACAACCUAUACAACAUAGUUGAAUUUUAUUUCCAUGAAAUAAAAGAAAGUAAAGUUUUACACGUUUAAA